Molecule: messenger RNA, 1765 nt
Organism: Thermothelomyces thermophilus ATCC 42464
Lineage: Eukaryota; Fungi; Ascomycota; Sordariomycetes; Sordariales; Chaetomiaceae
Exons: 1
Coding region: 205-1410 (401 amino acids)
Biological process (GO): tRNA processing
Cellular component (GO): nucleolar ribonuclease P complex
Molecular function (GO): RNA binding
Source: RefSeq, a predicted model, not a curated record
CCUGCUGAGCUACAUAGUGGAGCUGGUGCGGUGGCAGCCUUGUGGGGCCGUAGCUGUCUGUCAAUCGAGACGCGGCGGGCGAUCUUGGGGCCCCCACUACGAAUUCUCGAAAGUUUCGCGUAUUCGAGGUUCAAGCACAGGCAGACCGCAACCUUGCCCCUCCCGCCCCCCAAAAGCUCUCCCAAACCUUGCCAAAACCGAAUCAUGCUUUACGACCUCAACAUUGCCUGGUCCCCGGGGGUACCCGCUGCGGACCUCGAGCGGACCCUCAAGUUCGCCAAAACCUUAGGCUACGAUGUCGUCGCCCUCAACCACAUCAUCUCGGGCCCGAUACCGACCCAACCGAACCCGAUCACCAACCCGGUCCCCCAGCUCACCCCCCCACACCCCUCCUACCCGGGCGGCCGCGGCCCAUUAUCAUCCUCAUCAUCAUCAUCAUCGUCAUCAUUGUCGUCGGCCUCGACAACAACAACAACAAACCGCCCCCCACCAUCCAAACCCACGACGUCCUCCCCGUCCUCCUCCCCCUCCUCCCCGUCUUCUUCCUCCUCGCUCCCCAUCACCCUCCGCCGGGCCACCCUGGUCAUAAGCGACCCGUCGACGACCAACUACCGGCUGGCCGACUACGCGCGCGCCUACGACGUGCUUGCGCUGCGCCCGACGUCGGACAAGUCGUUCGCCUGGGCCUGCCUGGGCACGACGGACCCGCCCGCGCUCGUCUCGCUCGACCUGUCGUCCCACCUCGGCUGGCACCUGCACCACCGCACCGCCAUGGCCGCCGUCCAGCGCGGCGUCCGCUUCGAGAUCUGCUACGCCCAGGCGCUGCCGGGCAACAACAACAACAGCACCGGCAGCAGCAGCAGUGGUGGCGGUGUUGGUGGUGGUUAUGGCGAAGGAACCGCCGCCGGCCCGGGCCCCGGCCCCAGGGAGAGGGCCAACUUCAUCGCCAACCUGCAGGCGCUGGUCCGCGCCACCAAGGGCCGCGGCGUCGUCGUCAGCAGCGAGGCCCGCGGCGCCCUCGGCCUGCGCGCUCCCGCCGACGUCGUCAACCUGCUGGCCGUCUGGGGCCUCGGUCCGGAGAAGGGGUUCGCCGCCCUCCGGGAGGGCGCCAGGGCGGUGGUGGUGAACGAGGGGAUCAAGCGGCGCGGGUUCCGCGGCGUGGUGGACAUUGUGAAGCCGGCCGAGGGCGGGAGUGCCGAGGCUGGGAAGCAGCAGCAGCAGCAGCAGCAGCAGCAGCAAGGACAACAAGGUCAGCAAGGGCAGAAGAGGAAGAAUGGUGAAGGCAAAGGUGCUGUAGGAGGAGGAGGAGGUGGUGGUGGUGGUGGUGGUGGUGGCAGCGGCCAGCAGGGUGAACUGAGCAAAAGGCAGGCAAAGAAACAGAGGAAGGAGGCUGCCCAGGCAAAGGCGUGACGAGUCUCAUACCAUCGACUCUUCGUUUCUUUUCUUGUUUCUGUACCAACUUCCCGCUGCCCGGCUGGCCGGCUGGCCGGCUCGCUGAUCGACUGGCAUUGCGAUACCCCUAUAGAUGUGGCUGGUGGGCGGAAUGACUUUGGAGACCAUCGACACUUUGCUUUUGUUCUUGGUCUUGCUCUCAAAUAUAUAGACAUGCCGGUUCUACCGGGCCAUGGUGGAUGGCCACCUAAUGCUAUCUACAUAUCAAAUGGAAAAAUAAAAAAAAAAUAAAAAUAAAAAAUAAAAACCGACUUCCCGUUUCCCUGAGCAUAUGACACAAAGUACAAAGGCAAUAUCACAGAAACACAACAAC